AUGCUACACAGAUUCAUAGAGGCUUCAGAGAAAAGAUACGAUGAGACAAAUGCGGUGAUAAGGGAACAUCAAAAUUUAAUGCGGGACCAGCAAGCUUUGCUAAUGAAUCACCAAGCAUCAAUCGAAAAUAUCGAAGCCCAACUAGGUCAACUAACCACUUUAGUAAAUGAAAAAUUAUCUCCAAAGAUUACCGAGAAAAAGCCUCAACCACAUGUUAUGGUUAUCGAAACUAAAGAGGAUACCAUCUUUGAGUUCCUUGAAGCACUUGAAGUCGAUUUACAUCAGUCCGGACCAAAGCCAAAGAAGUCAAAAAUAGAAGAAAAGAAUAUUGCUGAAAUUUCGAAUCCACGACGUGGGGAUUCAAUCUCCACGACGUGGGGUGGGUCUGAACAUAAAUUUUUUAGUGAUGUUCAAACUUAUAGUCCUCCUUUACCAUUUCCAUCUCAAUCUAAAUCACCCACUGGAACAGGAACACUUGAAGUUUAUGAAGCAAGUGAAGUUCCUGAAUAUGCGAAGUUUUUACAAGAUUUAUUAGACACUCGCCUACAAAUAAAGAAGACCUUCAAGGUUGACCUUAGUGAGCAAAGCUCUAAGGUCAUUAUGGAAGGGAUACCAAGGAAGAUGAGAGAUCCUGGACGCCUUACACUUCCAUGUAAAUUUGGAAAUAAUAUGAAGACUUAUGCUUUAGCCGAUUCUGGAGCAAGCAUAAAUUUGAUGCCUUAUUCGUUCUAUCAGAAGCUAGAUCUUCCAGAUUUGAAGGCCACUAGAAUGACGAUUCACAUGGCUAAUCAUAUGAAAGAAGAUAAAAAUGUCCCAAUAAUCCUUGGACGACCUUUACUCAAUAUUGCUCGAGCUUUGGUGGAUAUACGCAAGUCUAAACUUACAUUGCGAGUUGGAGAUGAACAAAUGACAUUUGGAGUGGCAGAUGGAUUCAAGAAUAAACAUUCUCAAGAUGAAGUGUUCAACAUUGAUGAAGAAAAUGAGUUUGAGGAAUUGGAGAAAUUAAUGGAAGAGGAGAUUCAAUCCAUUAAAAAAGAAACUCCAAGUUGUUUAGUUAGCAAGGAAAGUUACAAAGAUUUUGCGUCAAGUGGUGAGGAAGAAGAUACCCAAGUCUUGGAACCACCAGUUGCUGUCAAUGGCAAGGUUGCCACUAUGGAACUAAAAAGUGAAGAAAAAGAAGAGAAGAAACAUGAGCUUAUUGUGAAAAAUAAGGGAGUGAAAAGAAAGCUUGAGGAGGGUGAUGCGAAGGUUAAAUAA
This is a messenger RNA of Lactuca sativa (garden lettuce), 1257 nucleotides long. The record is from RefSeq and is a predicted model, not a curated record. NCBI's taxonomy places the organism in Eukaryota, Viridiplantae, Streptophyta, Magnoliopsida, Asterales, Asteraceae.